AUGGAGAAGCUGCCUCCUGAGUCUCCGCCGGGACCGCCCUGGCCCUCCGUCCAGUUUGUCGACCCCGGCGAGCCCGCACCACCCGACCGGUCCCCCCCGGGGCAGAGCGAGGACCGGCGGACGCCAUCGGAUGAUCGCAUCCUGGACAAGAAGGAGGGCGAGCAGGCUAAGGCUCUCUUCGAGAAGGUGAAGAAACUCCGCGCUCACACGGAGGCGGGCGGCGGGCUCCACAGGAUAUACGUGUUGCAGACGGCGGCCCGCUUGCUGCAGGCGCUGGUGGUGCUCGCGUACACCGGCUACGCCUGCCCCAAUAUGCGCUACCACAUCCACUGCGUGGAAGGCGAGUACAUCACGGGCUACGGGAACUUCUACUGCGUCCACGGGCUGUGGCGCAUCUUCCGCAUGAUGUGGAUGGCCUACGCGACCACGAUGUGCGUUUACGCGCUCACCUGUGCCUACGUCGUCUACUGGGUGGUGACCUGCAGGCUCAAGGAGUACAGCUUCGCGGAGACGCGCCAGGAGACGGGGGUGGACGACAUUCCGGACGUACGCAACGACUUCGCCUUCCUCCUGCACCUAGUGGACAAGUACAACCCCUGCUACGCAUCCAAGUUCUCCGUCUUCCUGUCCGAGGUGAGCGAAAAUAAGCUGAGGCAGGUCAACGUGGAUCAAGUGUGGACCCUGUCGCAUCUGAUGGGGCUGCUGGAGAUCAACGCGCAGGGCGAGAGCGAGCUACGCCUCUGUAAGCUGGCAGCGGUGCCAGUGGACACAUACCGCCUCACUCAGAUACAGGUGCUGACGCUGGACUCGAUGCACGGGGUGACGCUGGGGGCGGCGGUGGUGCAGUUGGUGAACCUGCACCAACUCCGGCUGCUGAACUGCACCGUGAGCGUCGACAAUCGCGCACUCGCCUUCCUCAGUGAGGAGCUGCACCAGUUGGAGGUGAAGUUUGCGGUCAAGGCGGAGGUCCCGGGCUGGCUGCGUGAAAUGCGCCACCUGGAGGAGCUGUUCCUGGAGGGGCCCCUGACGCCCGCGCUCCUUAAGCCGCUGGGCGGCCUCAGGCGCCUGCGGGGCCUGCGCCUGAUGACAAGCGUCGCCCGCCUCCCGCCCGGCCUGGCCGCCGUCGCUGGCGGCGGCCUGCGCGCGUUCGCCCUCGACAACGGCGGCGUGCGCCUCGAGUCGCCGGCGCCCCUGAGCAAGCUGCGCGGCUUGGAGACGCUGCGGCUGACACGCUGCGGCCUGGAGCCCGCCGAGCUUCCGCGGCCCCUGCUGGCGCUGGGACGCUUGAGCGACCUCGACCUGUCCCGCAACGGCCUCCGCUCGCUGGGCGACGGCGAUGACGCGUCGCUGCCGGCGGCCGCCUGGGAGCGCCUCGCCGUCCUGCGCCUUUCGGACAACGCCCUCGUGAGCAUCCCACGGUUCGCGGCGGGGGCGGGGUCGCCGGCCCUGCGCUCGCUCUUCCUCGACGGGAAUCUCAUCGAGGGCGAGCUGCCCGCGGGGCUGCUCCGCCUGCACGGCCUGCGCGUCCUCGACCUGAGCCGCAACGCCAUCGCUGCCCUGCCGCCCGACAUGUGGCUGCUGACUCAGCUGAGCACCCUCCUUCUGUCGGGCAACGCCCUGCGGCGUCUGCCCGAUGAGUUGUUCCGGUGCGAGGGAUUGCGGACGCUGGCGCUCGCCAACAACGAGCUGUGCGAACUCAGCGGCCUGGUGGGGAGGCUGAGGAGGCUGCGCAGGUUGGAGCUGGUGGGGAACCGGCUGACGGAGCUGCCGGCCGAGCUGGGGGAGUGCGCGGAGCUGAGGCGCAGGGGGCUGGUGGUGGAGGAAGAGCUCUUCGAGUCGCUGCCCGCGCGGGUGAAGGAGGCGAUGCGGGGCGAGCCCAGCAGAACGACGCAGAGCCCCUCUGGAAGCCGGGAGAGAAACGCAAGAAACUGGGAGGGAACCCCAAGACACUGAGAUGCUUUUACCAGUAAUUACAACCAC
Molecule: messenger RNA, 1980 nt
Organism: Petromyzon marinus (sea lamprey)
Lineage: Eukaryota; Metazoa; Chordata; Hyperoartia; Petromyzontiformes; Petromyzontidae
Source: RefSeq, a predicted model, not a curated record